AUGUGGCCACGAGCUUUGCUAAACGGGAAAUCAUGCGCGCGCCGACUUUUGGCCCCACAAGCCAAUUACAUUCAGUUUUUUGCUUGGCGCUCGCAAAAAAGUGAGCAGAAACGGCUCGAAAAACAGAAGCGUCAGGAGCAAGAACGCAAAGAAAAAGAAGAAAAGUUGGCUGUCGAGAAGGCUGCUAAAGGAGGCGACCAGAAAGUUGAAAAGCUAGCCGAUCCAUCAGAUCCACAGGAAUAUUACAAUAUGCGUGUUCGUAUGAUUGAGGAGAAGAGGGCUUCCGGUGGCAACCCGUUUCCGCACAAGUUCCACGUUUCGACUUCCCUUGGAGAGUUUAUUGAAAAGUAUUCUUCGCUCAAGAACGAAGAAAUCUUGGAAAAUGUGACGGUGUCGAUUGCUGGUCGAAUUUACUCUAAGCGAGAAGCUGGAGCCAAUCUCAUCUUUUACGAUGUCCAAGGAGAGGGAACUCGUCUUCAAGUGAUGGCUAAUGCACGUAUGCACAAGAUGGCCGAGGAGUUCAAAGUGCUGCACGGAAAAGUGAAGCGUGGAGACAUUAUG
Messenger RNA from Mesorhabditis belari, 561 nucleotides. The record is from the annotation of a GenBank genome assembly. NCBI's taxonomy places the organism in Eukaryota, Metazoa, Nematoda, Chromadorea, Rhabditida, Rhabditidae.